This is a messenger RNA of Durio zibethinus, 5336 nucleotides long. NCBI's taxonomy places the organism in Eukaryota, Viridiplantae, Streptophyta, Magnoliopsida, Malvales, Malvaceae. The record is from RefSeq and is a predicted model, not a curated record.
UUAUUGAUGUUGUGUUUCGUUAAUUUCCUGGUGAUAGACAAGAAAGAGGGUCAGAGCUCUGAAGGAACACAGCCUACUAUUCCAACACCAGAGCUGCCAAAGAGUGAUGUUCCAACUGCAGAAAUGAAACCAGAGACAGCAAAAGCAAACGAGGGUGAUGCAGGGAAGAUAUUGAAGAUGCUGGAAGAGGGCAAUAAUGAAGCAGUUGUCCUCACUGGGAAUGCAGGAACAGGGAAAACAUGGCUGGCCAGAGAAAUAGCCAAGUCUGCUGUCAGUAAAGAAGGGCCCUUCUAUAUGUCUCUUUGGCUAUCUCUGAACGACAAGCACAAGGACGACGACUCUCUUCGCCACUCCAUUGCCCGCCAGUUUUCCAUCCCUACCAUUGGCGGUGUAUGGGAAGAUGUUGAUGAUAUUGAUGACAAGAAAAAGCAGCAGUACGAUGAGAACUUAAAGCAGCUGCCUCAGAAGGUAACAGAAAAGCUUGAAGAGAAGAGAAGAGAAAUGGCUAAUGAUAAGAAUGAACAAAAAAACAUGUUUCUACUGGUGUUGGAUUCUGAAGGAGUGGUAACGCCCGAAGAUUAUGAUUACAUCAUGAAAAGUUUAUUUCCUUUCGAAGAUGUCAAAAAGAUCAGGGUUCUGAUCACGACAAGGCCUGAAGAAGAAGGAUUUAGCAAUAAGGAAUCAAUCACGGUGGUUGAGAUUCAACCCCUUUCGGGAGUUGAGGCAGCGAGUUUCUUAAAAAAAAGGGUUGGGGACAACGUUUCCAAGCAUCCAGGAUUCGAAAUACUUCGCCAUGACAUUGAAAAAAGAAGCAAGGUUUUGCCUGUUCAAAUUAUCAUGUUGGCAGCAGCCUUAAAUCACAUUGCAGAAGAUGGUCCCGAAGCACGGGUGCGUGCUUUCGAUACAGCCCUUGACAUUCUGAAGCAAGCUGACAAAGAUGAUCCGAUACCACUUCUUCAUUUCACAUAUGAAAUGUUGCCAGGCGAUUGCGUGAUUGAUUGCUUUUGGCAUAGCUGGAACUUCUUGGGGAAACAUGGUGGUGUUCAGUACAACGAGUUGAUCACUCACUGGAUACUAGAAGGCCAUCUUGAUCUUGCUGCUGGAGUCAAGACAGCUUAUGAGAAGGGAUACGAUAUCAUGAUGGAGCUAAUAGAUCGUGGCAUGCUGAAGAUGCAAGAGGACAAUCUUAUUGUUCUGGAAGGAGCAACGAUUAAUCUGUGGGAUCAUAGAUGUCGUGAAUUAUUUGAGACAUCCAACCUGGGGCUGGCUACCGUGCUUGAGGGUGAGAAUCGCCAAGUUUUUGAAAGGAUGGCACCAGCUGAUGGCAUGAUGAGGACAGUUAGUGUGGAUAAGAAAGGGGAAUCAGUCUCCUCACUACUGAUUGAUGGAAGCCAUCCAUGCAGGGAAGCCCCAGACACAUUCUUUCAAGCAAAGCCGAAACUCAAAGUUCUGGCCCUUUUCUAUCCCAGGCUCACAUCGCUCCCCAAACCCAUAUCUGAAAUGAAGAAUCUGCUUGUGCUUGUGGUCAGAGGCUGUUAUCUGUUGAAAGACAUCAAAUACAUUGAGAAUCUCAAAGAAUUAAUAGUUCUUGAGAUAUCUGGCUCACCCUUUUUGGAGGAAAUGUCAGAAGAACUCUUUGCAUGCAUGUCCAAACUUCGAAGCCUUAAUCUAUCUGCACUCAAAAUCAAGUCAUUGCCUUCUAGUCUCUCCAACCUGACUGAACUACGCAGGCUCAUCCUUAGAAAGUGUUCUUUCCUGGAAUCUCUACCAAAGCUAGCCAAUCUCAAAAACCUUGAGGUAAUUGAUCUUUCUGGGUCCUCCUCUUUGAUAAAGAUCCAAGAAAAAAGUUUCAAGUCAUUUAAAAGUCUUCGAUUCAUUGAUUUUUCUGAAACCAAAAUUGAGAAAUUACCAAUUGUUCAGACUCUUGAAAACCUAAAAAUCCUCUUAGCUAGAGGAUGUGAUCGUUUAUUUGGACUGCGCCUAAUGAAAUAUCUGCCGAACCUCAAGGUUCUUGAUGUUUCAGGUGCCAUUAGGAUAAAGGAAAUAUAUUUUGAUUGCUUUGAUCAUACUGACAACCUUAGCGUCCUCAAUCUAUCAAAAACUGGGAUUAGGUUUUUACCUGACAGCCUUAGCAAAAACCUCCUUGAUCUCAGAGUGCAAGGUUGUUCUAAACUGGAAAAACUUCUGAGCCCAAAGGAAGAGGAUCUCAAAAAGCUAGAGUCUCUAGAUCUUUCCGAUUCCUCUAGUCUGGAAAAGUUUCCAGAAAAUUUUUUUGAAAAUCUGACUAGCCUUCAGUCCCUCAACCUCUCAAAAACCAAGGUUGGAAGUCUUCCAUCUCUUUUGGAGCUUCGCAACCUUCGCCGUCUGUUUCUAAAGGGUUGUUCGUUUCAAAACCUUCCAGAGUUGACAAAACAAACUCGCCUUGUGAAACUUGAUCUCUCGGAUUGUGAGAGCCUGACUGAGUUGCCAAGCUUGGUUGAUCUAGCAUAUCUUGAGAUUAUUAAUCUUUCAGGUUGUAAAGCUCUGUCAAAAAUAAACCAAUCCUUUGAGAAAAUGUCUAGGCUUCAGGUACUCAAUCUCUCUGAAACUCAGAUUUCAUCCUUACCAUCUCUUUGCGAGCCUAGCAAACUCCAUUCCCUUAUUCUAAGGAACUGCACCAAACUAGAAAAAACUCCAAACUUUGGGAUCCUGUUACAACUUGAGCAGCUUGACCUACGUGGUACAAGCUCUUUGAAGAAUUUCAAUGUCGAAUCCUUGAAAGACCUUACUCAGCUUCAAACUCUGAAGUUACCUAAAAUUGAAGGCACGCAAUCUUUGUCAGCUUUGAAGAAACUUGAGAUUCUGGAUCUUUCUGAAGAAGCUGUUGAUUCUUUGCCAACUCUUGACAGUCUUAGCAAUCUACGGCAGCUUUUGCUAAGAGAUUGUUCGAGCUUAAAGGAGUUGCCAUCACUGAAUUCAUUGAGUCAUCUAGAGGUGCUUGAUCUAUCAGGGACCAAAGUGAAAAAUCUUCCAGACAAAAUUAACCCGACUCAUUUAAAGCGUCUUUAUCUACCGGAGGGAGUGAUUGAAGAGUUUAAGGGGGAGAAGGUCAAGUGUCUACCAUUGGAGCUAAAGUUGGAUCGCUGUUGUAUCUCCAAGGCUUCUGAUAUUCCUGAAGGGGAUGUGAAAUCUAGAAUAAUUGUGCAUGGCACAGAACUCUUCAAAAGUUUGAAGGAAAAUUCUAAAUUACUGGAGAGUAUCAUGCAUUCUAUUUCCGCUGUUCACUCACAAAGCAAAGAUGAGGACAAUUACGGUGACAGCCGUAAGCAUCUCUUUCGUGAUAUCUACUCCAAGAUUAGAAAACUUCCUUCUGUGGCAGAAGAUGGCCAGUCUUUGGAAAUCCAUGGAUUUGAUUAUUGCCCCACUGAUAUUGAGGUUGUUCUUGAGCAGGUCAAGUAUGUCUUAUUGGUUGAAAAUAAUUUUUUGAAAAACUUGUCCGAUUUGAAGCCCGGUAGCUUGAAGAACAUUAAAGGCUGUUGGUUAGAAAGGUGCAACGAAAUGGAGAGCAUUUUUGUGGAGGCAGGUCUUGGGAAGUGGCAAAACCUAGAGAUUCUAUGGAUGUCAAACCUUCUCAAAUUGAAGAGUUUGCACGACAAGAAAAUUCAAUCCCUGAAUUUUGGGAACCUAAAGCAUUUGUACAUUGACUGCUGUCCAACGCUUGAAACUGUUUUCUCAAUAGGGCAGAUACCAGAAAACCUGGAAACUCUCAGAAUUACAUUCUGUGAUAAACUAAAGACUGUUGUUGUUCCAGCCAACGGGGAAGUGCAAACCACAGGCUCCGCAGACAAGAAAAUACAGGCCACGAGUUCAGCAGACAAUCAAGUACAGAAUACGAGCUCCUCAAAAAUGAAAGUGCAGACCAGGAGUUCAGCAAACAAGGAAGUGCAGACCACGAUUUCCGCAGACCAGGAAGGGCUAGCGCAGACCAUGAGUUCAGCAAACAAGGAAGUGCAGACCACUAGCUCCGCAGACAAGGAAGUACAAACCACGAGUACUGCAGACAAGGAAGUACAAACGGCAAGUUCCACAGACAAGGAAGCGCAGGCACAGACAACUAGUUCUGCAGACAAGGAAGUGCAGACCACGAGUUCCGCAGAACAGGAAGUGCUAGCGCAGACCAUGAGUUCAACAAACAAGGAAGUGCAGACCACUAGUUCCGCAGACAAGGAAGUACAAACCACGAGUUCUGCAGACAAGGAAGUACAAACCGCAAGUUCCGCAGACAAGGAAGCGCAAGCACAAACAACUAGUCCUGCGGACAAGGAAGUGCAGGCGCAGGCCAUGAGUUCAGCAAACAAGGAAGUGCAGACCGCAAGUUCCGCAGACAAGGUAGUACAAACCGCAAGUUCCGCAGACAAAGAAGUACAAACCACAAGUUCCGCAGACAAGGAAGCGCAGGCACAGACAAAGAGUUCUUCAGACAACGAAGUGCAGGCACGGACCACGAGUUCUGCAGAGAAGGAAGUGAAGGCACAAGCCAUGAGUUCAGCGGACAAGGAAAUGGAGGCGCAAACCACAAGUUCAGCAGACAAGGAACAGCCCAUGAGUAGAACCAAGCUCAAGCAUUUGCAUAUAUCCUAUUGCCCAAUGCUUGAAACUGUUUUCUUACCAGCGCUGCUGCCCAACUCAGAAUUACCAAACUUGCAGACAUUGCAUCUCUUAGAACUUCCAGCUUGGACUGCAUCUAGCAUCGGGAUUAAACUGAACGGAAUAAAAAAUGUUAAAGUUAGCCCCAAUGUAGAGAAAAGUCUCAGGUCUGGAAAUGCAUGAAAGGAAAUCACUGGAGCUGAUAAGAAUUGAGAUUUAAUUGAAGAUAAAAGACCUCAACAAGCACAUAGGCCAUGCGUAAUUUCUGAAGUACGAACUGGACAUGGUUCCAAUCGAGGACAAACUAAGAGGACAGCCUAGAAGGUUUGAUCAUGAGGAACUCGGACAUAUGAAUCUCUGGUGUUUCCCAUUUUUAGCCAUGCAAUCAUAAAUGGUGGAUCCAAGCCGCUAGCUGCCUCCUAUUAGUACACAAGACAAUAACACACUUUCAGGAUGAAGUUCUUGUUCAAGCAUAGUUGCAAUGUCAUGUUUUUUGCUUAAUUUUUAAGUUUUUCCUUUUUUUUAAGACUUUGAAAUUUCCUGAAUGUACUGUUGUUUAGUUUGAGCGUUUGAGGGUAUAUCACAAAUAUUUAUUAGUUUGAGUCAAUUUUCAUGCUUCCUUUCUGUAAAUUGUUAUUCCAGGCUUGGAAACCUUCUCUUUACUUUCCGAUAGUACAUAUCUUCAAAUUCCUCUUUUUUUUACUAGUAAU